This is a messenger RNA of Eimeria tenella, 1560 nucleotides long. RefSeq lists its product as uncharacterized. Lineage: Eukaryota; Apicomplexa; Conoidasida; Eucoccidiorida; Eimeriidae. The transcript is spliced from 4 exons. The record is from RefSeq and is a predicted model, not a curated record. The coding region runs from base 1 to 1560 and encodes 519 amino acids.
AUGUCUCGUUAUUUCGAAAUAGCUUCUCGCCGAGACACAAAGAAGGCUGGAGACGGGUUUCGUGCUGCUGUGGACAUAGCAGCAGCAGCAGCAGCAGCAGCAGCAAGCCCAGCAGCAGCAGCAGCAGGGGGCCAGCUGGAGAUGGAUUUGCUGCUGGACCUGAGCCUGGUGGUGGCGGACCCGCUGGUGCGCCACAAGCGCGUUUUAGGUGUAUGUACACCCCAAGUGUACACUGCAGCAGCUUAUUAUUUGUCUUUGCCUUCCCGAGAAAUGAAAAGAUGUGCAGCAACAGGAGUCCACGGAUUGAAGUACAUUUCGGGUUGCUACCCCUUAACUGCUGCUGCAGUAGGCGGCAGCACGCGCGGCGAGAGUUUGCUGCUGCUGCAGCCGCAGCUGCUGCUGCGCCGCGAACUUGCUGCUGCAGCAGGCUACACUUUGGCUGUCUGGAUACACACCCCGCUGCCAGCAACUGGGAGUUUGCAUGCGCUGAUUUGUGGGGAUUUGGAUAUUCACAUUUGUGUUGCUGCUGACGGGGGUUCAGUGGGUUCUUUGCUGCGGCCUCCAGACAACUCUGCUGCUGCUGCUACUAAUGCUGCUGCUGCUGCUGCUGCUGCCGCGGGCGCUUCGGCCGAGGGACUGGACUUGUCCCUUGAAAGCGAGGGCUGGCAUUUGCUGCACGUGGUUGCUGCUGCAGCGCCGCCGCUGUCACGCGCAGCAGCAGCAGCAGGGAGGACAUCGCCUGCAGCAGCAGCAGCAGUAGCAGCAGCAACAGAAGAUAGAGCUGGCAGCAUGGCCUUCUACCUUGAUGGGGCCCCCAGGGGACUUGUCCCUAGGGUGUCUUGGGCCCCGAUUAAGUACAUUGGCAAUUCUCUUUCGGGCAGCAAACCCUUCGGGGGUUUUGCCCACUUGAGGGUUUACGCCAAACCCUUUAGGCCCCAAGAAGUCUCCUUCGACUACACGACUUAUCCUCUGCGGUACGCGCUGACUGCUGGGCGGUCUUCCUACGCAGGUUCGCAGGUGCCGGUGGCGCGGGGCAGCAACAGCAGCAGCAGCAGCAGCAGCAAGCAGGGGAGCCGGCGCAGCAGCAGCGAGAGCAAGGGGAGCAGCAGCAGCAGCGAGGAGCUGGUGCUGGCGCCCCGGGAAGUUGAAGCAGCAGAGGAGCGGCCGCCGCAGCUGCUGCUGCAGGUGCUGUCCGACGGGGAGUAUGUUGAUUUGCUGCCAGCAGCAGCAGCAAAGAGACACGAGCUGAUGGUUGUGGGGUUGGGGGACUUCGUGGAGGCCCCCAACGGGCAGCUGGCUGCGUGGGACACGGCGCUGGGCCGGGCUGCCAGCAGCAGCAGCAGCAGCAGCAGCAGUAGCAGCAGCAGCAGCAAAGCGCUGCGGGGCAGCCUGCACCUAGUUCCCCCGCUGCCUCUCAGCCCCCAGGGCUUCACUCUGGCCUGCUGGGCCAAACUGCCGCUGCAGCAAACUGGAGCUUUCCACGCCUUGGCUGGCAACAGCAGCGGCGGCGCCUUUUUAGCUGCUGACCCCCGCUGCUGCACUUUAGGGUUUAAGGUUUAG